Messenger RNA from Seminavis robusta, 339 nucleotides. The record is from the annotation of a GenBank genome assembly. NCBI's taxonomy places the organism in Eukaryota, Bacillariophyta, Bacillariophyceae, Naviculales, Naviculaceae.
AUGCCCGAUGGAGGAUGUACCAUGACGGGUGAAGUUGAGGUUCGAAGUGGAACGAACGACACAGCUCCUUUGAAUUGGGCAGCUGGCGACGUCUCGUUUGGCGCGAAAGUUACGGGACCAAAUAGCUCUCUGACGAAGAAACCGCGACUUUUCGUCAAGGCACCGGCCGCCUUCCGCCUUCGGGUUGGCCACAAGAUCGGGGUGGCUGUUUACCGCACGUUUGAUAUCACUCAUGGAGAUGCAGGAGCUCCAAUCAGUGUCAGCCUCACCAAUAUUUACGGCCCGAAGCAUCAAGUUUGUAUUUACACGGGGAGUCACGGAAGUAGCGGAACAAAGUGA